AAUGAUAAAUCCGCGAUCACACUGGCUUACAGUUGCAACAAAGGGACGCGUUAAAUAAAUAAAUAAUUGAUUGUUUUGAACACAGGACGAAUACCACGUGCAUCAGCAGGACGAACAGGACGCGGAAGAAGCGAACCCAAUGCGCAUGCAGGCUGUGGGCCAGUGGAGAGCUGUCGCAGAACAGCAGCAAGCGGAGCAAGCCGAACAUUCGGCGUCACAGUGGGCCCUCUGACUCUGGUAGCGGGGGCUGGGCUGGCUGUGCUGCUGGGAUGCGGUCACUAGCAUACGAUGUGGCCAGCCGCACUUACACGCCUGCUGAGACGACGCAUCAUCUACAUAAUCCUUGUGCUACUCCUGCUCAUUUGCAUUAUCUGGGGCAACCUCUUGGAUCGGCAGGGCGCCUUCAGUGGUCUGCACUAUGACGACUUUGAGGUGCAGCGCACGCGGCCGCUCCUCUGGACGCAGCAGCUGCUGGCGCCGGAGCAGCACAUCAAUCGGACGCGGGAUCCGGAGCUGCGCUGCCGCAACUCGGUGCAGGGCCGCCAGCUGCUCACCGACGAGCGCGGCUUUGUGUGCCUGCGCGAGCAGAUGCUGCCCAGCGGCUGCUGCAACCUGGAGAUGCUCGGCAUCGGCUACUACAGCUGCCGCAGCUGCAACGCCACAACCAACUGCUGCCGCCUGUACGAGUACUGCGUGUCCUGCUGCCUGCAUCCCGACAAGCAGCCGCUGCUCGAGCAGGUGCUGCAGUCCGCGCACACACCCAAAUACAUCUACGCCAGCGUCGCGGAUCACUUUGAGCUGUGCCUGGUCAAGUGUCGCACCAACUCGCACUCCGUGGAGCACGAGAACAAAUAUCGCGACGCGCUGGCCAAGCACUGCUACGGCCUCACCGAGGCGCACGAGUCGCAGCGUGACGUGGCGCCCCAGGCCCCAGUCCACAGCUAGCUGACACAGCUCUCUACCCAUGUCCUGCCCCCUAGGCUAAGCCGUUGCCUCCCCUUGAGAUUGCUUGCACAACAAAGACGUUCAACUGUGCACUCCUUAGCUUUACCUUCAACUAAAACUACGACUAGAACUGCAACUAGAACUAGAUUAAGUGGCAGACCAGAGGGACUGCCCCAAAGCGGACCCGUUCCGCCCGCAGAUGGAACCAAAUGCAAUGCAAUUGUGGGACACCAUCUACAUCGUAGUAGAGCUUAUUUUUUUGUGUAUUCCUAGCUCCCUCGGGAGGCGUAACUUUAGUAAUUUAUUGACGUGUAUUUUGAUUUCUUUUUAGAGGAUUGUUUGAGCCAUUAAAUGUGAACCGUUGAAGUGCCUAA
Messenger RNA from Drosophila subobscura, 1319 nucleotides. RefSeq names its product UPF0454 protein C12orf49 homolog. Lineage: Eukaryota; Metazoa; Arthropoda; Insecta; Diptera; Drosophilidae. Gene Ontology annotation, biological process: positive regulation of SREBP signaling pathway. The coding region runs from base 289 to 945 and encodes 218 amino acids. The record is from RefSeq and is a predicted model, not a curated record. The transcript has 2 exons.